Microsporum canis CBS 113480 is the source of this 915-nucleotide messenger RNA. RefSeq names its product PBSP domain-containing protein. Lineage: Eukaryota; Fungi; Ascomycota; Eurotiomycetes; Onygenales; Arthrodermataceae. The record is from RefSeq and is a predicted model, not a curated record. Bases 1 to 915 code for a protein of 304 amino acids. The transcript has 2 exons.
AUGUCUGACUCUUCUUCCGUUCGUCCGACACCCGCGUCCUCCUUGCUUCCCCCAGGGGCUGGCGUCGAAGCAGACGAAAAGGAGGUUUCUGACAACGCUCUUCAGUGGGGAAAGGAGGGAUGUGGGCAUCCUCUGUCUGCCUCUGCUGCACCAGCUGUACCCAAACCAACGCUGCGUCUUCACUUUGAAGACCUGGGCAACCAGGCAUCAAGCACCUUUAUCAAGGCAGUUCCAGACCCAUAUGCGGUCAUGCAGAGGGCUAUAGGAGAGAUUGUUAAAUAUAUUUAUACCUCUCCGUCCAACUCAGCCGCAUCCGGUGGGCGGAUCCAGUUUAACCCGUCGCUGCCUCCGACCACCUCGGUCUCCUUUAUUCUCCAUGAUUUCCAGGGAGUCGCCUAUACUAUCGGGGUGAGCUCAGACAACAACAAGAAGGAGAUCCAUAUAUCACUCUCCUAUAUCGCCCACACUGCCGGCUUGAAAGACACGACUGCCGAGAUAGCCGGAGUCAUCCAACACGAGCUUGUGCACUGCUACCAGCAUACCUCUCCGCCGGGAAAUUCGGCUCCAAGACCACCUUCCGGCCUUAUUGAAGGUAUUGCGGACUUUGUCCGCCUGAAAGCUGGCCUUGGAGCUGCUCACUGGAAACGUCCGGCUUCCGUGAACGACUUGCCCAAGAGUUGGGAUGCGGGUUACCAGAGUACUGCCUUCUUCCUCGAGUGGAUCGAGGACGUCAAGAUAGGAACGGGCGCCGUGGGCUUGAUUAAUGACCGCCUUCUGAGACAGGGGUAUCGUGGUGUCAACGGUGAAACUUUCUGGAACGGGCUUUUCGGCCAAGACAUUUUUGACCUGUGGAUCGACUAUGCUGAAGAAACAACUGAGAUUGAACUACUUUGGACAUACAAAACACAGAUAUAA